Portunus trituberculatus (swimming crab) is the source of this 2812-nucleotide messenger RNA. RefSeq names its product CKLF-like MARVEL transmembrane domain-containing protein 8. Bases 155 to 691 code for a protein of 178 amino acids. The transcript is spliced from 4 exons. The record is from RefSeq and is a predicted model, not a curated record. Gene Ontology annotation, cellular component: membrane. NCBI's taxonomy places the organism in Eukaryota, Metazoa, Arthropoda, Malacostraca, Decapoda, Portunidae.
CUCUCUCUCUCUCUCUCUCUCUCACGUGAAUAACAGAAGUGAUACAGAAAAUUUGAGAGAGAAAAUCAAUCUCUCUCUCUCUCUCUCUCUCUCUCUCUCUCUCUCUCUCUCUCUCUCUCUCGUCAAUUAUUCGCUACAGUUAAUCACAAGCAAGAUGGAGAGCGGAGUGGUUGACCCGGGGUUCCCUGACCAACAACAGCCUCCACCAGCCAUCACCACCACCAUCUACUUCGAUAAAUCCUAUCUAAAUAUAAGAAACAUUCCAGCUGUUCUCAAAGCUGCUGUUAUGGUAGUGAAUCUGAUCGGGUACCUGUGUUCAGCUUUCUCGCAAUACAACAACAAGGCUCACAGUGAAUGGUUCUGCUUUGUGUCCAUGAGUGGAUUUUGGUUCAGUGGCAUUCUCCUGCUUCUCUACGUCCUUCAUGUCAUUGAGAAGUUCCAAAAGGUUCCUUGGCUCAAAGUGGAGCUGGGUUACUGUGCAUUGUGGGCCCUACUCUACCUUAUCGCCGCCUCUGUCAACAUCUACCGCGGCGGAGCAGAUUCGGCCGCUGGCUUCUUCGGCUACGUUGCCAUGUGUAUCUACGCCGCCGAUGCCUUUCUGAAGUUCAAAGCCUGGCGAUCCGGAGAACUAGCACAGGGGCAAAGGCAGAUGCAGCAGGCCCCUGAGUUGGCUUCCCCUGGGGCUUACUAGAGGGGAAAAUGUUAAAGAGUUCUCCCUUAGGAGCCGAAGUGUUUGGCGCCGAUGUGUGAGAGAUCUAAAGGCGGGAAAGUAGAUUUUUCUUUCUAAUUUCAUUUUUCUUUCAUUUCUAAAAGUUUGCAGGGACUCAGGGGGUGUGUCAGGGGUGGAAGGGUAGAGGAAGCCGUUGUCUCCCCUGGGUUAUCCUCCCAUGGGGCUUGUGAAGGGAGAAAACAUGAAAAAAUAAAUAAAUACCCCAAGAUUUUAACGCUAUGUUCCAAUGCCAUAACCAUUUUAUUAUCAUUUUGCUAUUUUAUACCUUCUGCCGCCCCCUGUCGCCUCAUGCCGCCCCCUGCCACCCCCUGCUACUCUCUACUGCCCCCACUACCCUUCCCAGCAGUAACAUGGUUGCCCACAGUUUACAAAAUCGCAUUGUUUGGCUCCAAUGAUCCAAAAAAUAUGAAAACCUGUCAAUUUUUUGUGGGUGUUUUAAAAAGACAUGUUUUUGUAAUGUUUAUUUCAAUGUAUUUUUAUUUUUUGGGCAUUUUAUUACUUAAAUCUUAAUUAGAAUAUAAUAUAAGUUCAUCUGCUACUACUACUACUACUACUACUACUAUUACUACUACUACUAUUGUUGCAAAGUUUCUAAUUUAAUUUCACUUAUUUAUAUUUGCCUUGAAGUUUUUUUGGACGUAAGAAUGUAAUGGACGCGUUAGAUAGGCCUAAAUAUUGAGGCCUAUAUAUGUUUUCUUCAUUAUUGUUAUUUGCGUAGGUGACUGAAUGUAAUAAUAAUAAUAAUAAUAAUAAUAAUAAUAAUAAGCGGUUUAUUAGUUAGUAAAUGUAAAAAAUGUGUGUGUGUGUGUGUGUGUGUGCGUGUGUGUGUGUGUAGAAAAUGUUUCCACUGUUAAUGAAUGUAAAGUUCCUCUCACAACAUUCGUGUAAAAGGAACAGGAAACACUAUAUUGAUGUUGCAUGUUUAAAAUAAUAAUGUUGGCUCUCUCAGUGAAUGUUACGAAGUGAAAUGUUCGUAAGUAAUGUCGUAGAGAAUAAGAAAUGCAUUACAAGUUACGACAAUGUUAGUUCUCUCGGUGGAAGUUACAAAGGAAAUAUUCGUGAGCAAAGGUCAUAAAAUAAUAAGGAAUGCAUUACGGAACCAGACAAAGUUGAAAGUUAAGUGUUCGUAAAGGUCAUUAAAAAUUUGAAAAUGUAUCACGAAACCAGUUAAGUCAAAUAUUAAGUGUUCGUAAAGGUCAUAAAAUAAUAAGGAAUGCAUUACGGAACCAGUCGAAGUUGAAAGUUAAGUGUUCGUAAAGGUCGUAGAAAAUAAAAAAAAUGUAUCACGAAAGCAGUGAAGUUGAAAUUUAAUGUUCGUAAGGUUUGUAAAAAAGUUCGUAAAGAUUGCAAAGAAUAAGGAAUGCAUUACGAAACCAGUUAAGUAAAAAAUAAAAUGUUCGUACAGGUCGUAAAAAAUUUUUAAAAUGUAUCACGAAACCAGUGAAGUAAAAAAUUAAGUGUUCGUAAAGGUUGUAAAAAGUUCGUAAAGAUUGUAAGGAAUAAGGAAUGCAUUACAGAACCAGUUAAAUAAAAAAUUGAGUGUUCGUAAAGAUUGAAAAAAAAUCAGAAAUGUAUCACGAAACCAGUUAAGUCAAAAUUUAAUGUUCGUAAAGGUUGUAAAAAGUUCGUAAAGAUUGUAAAGAAUAAGAAAUACAUUACAGAACCAGUUAAGUAAAAAAUCAAAUGUUCGUACAGGUCGUAAAAAAAUUUGAAAAUAUAUCACGAAACCAGUGAAGUCCAAAGUGAAGUGUUCGUAAAAGUUGUAAAGAAUAAGAAAUGCAUUACGAAACCAGUGAAGUCAAAAAUUAAAUGUUCGUAAAGGUUGUAAAAAGUUCGUAAAGAUUGUAAGGAAUAAGGAAUGCAUUACGAAACCAGUUAAGUCAAAAAUCAAAUGUUCGUAAAGGUCGUAAAAAAUUUUAAAAUGUAUCACGAAACCAGUGAAGUCAAAAUUUAAGUGUUCGUAAAAGUUGUAAAGAAUAAGAAAUGCAUUACGAAUCUUUUCAAAGUUGAUUAAAAGAGUUGAAAAAAAUACUGAUGUUUAAAAAAAUGGAGAAUAUUGUUACGAUAAAAUUUUUGAAGAUG